Molecule: messenger RNA, 1470 nt
Organism: Lottia gigantea (owl limpet)
Lineage: Eukaryota; Metazoa; Mollusca; Gastropoda; Lottiidae
Exons: 12
Coding region: 1-1470 (489 amino acids)
Biological process (GO): negative regulation of transcription by RNA polymerase II
Cellular component (GO): nucleoplasm; NuRD complex
Molecular function (GO): sequence-specific DNA binding; histone deacetylase binding; transcription corepressor activity
Source: RefSeq, a predicted model, not a curated record
AUGGAAAAUAUGUACAAAGUUGGAGACUAUGUCUAUUUUGAGACUUCCUCCACCUCUCCUUUUCAAAUUAGACGAAUUGAAGAACUCAAUAAGACUCCAAAUGGACACGUGGAAGCCAAAGUUAUGUGUUUUUAUCGAAGAAGGGAUAUCUCCAGUUCACUUAUUAUGCUGGCAGAUAAACAUCAGAGUUUAUUGGAAGAAAAUGGAGAGACAGUUCCGGAGGAGAAAGAAGAGGAACAGAGUGAAAAAGGAUCACAUCAGUUGAAACAUCGAGAAUUAUUUUUAUCACGCCAAGUUGAGACAUUACCGGCAACUCAUAUUCGUGGAAAAUGUGUUGUUACUCUUUUAAAUGAAACUGAAGCAUUGACUUCUUAUCUCAAUAAAGAGGAUAUGUUCUUUUAUUCACUAGUCUAUGAUCCCCAACAAAAAACAUUGUUAGCUGAUAAAGGGGAAAUUCGUGUUGGAUCCAAAUAUCAGGCAGAAAUAACUUCACUUUUAGAAGGUGAAGAUACUCGGAAACUAUCUGAAUUAGAAGAUUUAAUAUGGCAGCCAUGUCCAGAAAAUGGUAUUACAGAUAAAGAAAUCGACCAGUUUCAAAUUGUAGCAAAAUCUGUAGGAACAUUUGCCAGAGCAUUAGACUGUACAAGUACUGUAAGACAACCCAGUUUACAUAUGAGUGCUGCAGCUGCCUCAAGAGAUAUAUCUUUAUUUAAUGCUAUGCAUACGUUGCAUGAAUACAAAUAUAACAUAGCAAAUGCAGUGACUAGUUUAGUACCUGAUGGUGGACCUGUAUUAUGUAAAGAUGAAAUGGAAGAGUGGUCGGCAUCAGAAGCUAAUUUAUUUGAAGAAGCUUUAGAUAAAUAUGGGAAAGAUUUUAAUGAUAUUCGACAAGACUUUUUACCAUGGAAAUCAUUAAAAAGUAUUAUAGAAUAUUAUUAUAUGUGGAAAACAACUGAUAGAUAUGUUCAACAGAAACGUAUCAAAGCUGCUGAGGCAGAAAGAAAAUUAAAACAAGUUUAUAUUCCUAAUCAAAAACCCAAUCCUGCUCAUCCAGCCGUAUUAUCUGGUAAAAUGAAUGGUGAUCAAAUGUCUGGUAGAGCUUGUGAAAGUUGUUAUUCUUCUCAUUCUAAUUUGUGGUAUGCAUGGGGACCAAGUCACUUACAGUGUCGACUCUGUUCUUCAUGUUGGACAUACUGGAAAAAAUAUGGUGGUUUGAAGAUGCCAACUAGAUUAGUUGAAUUCAAAUUAAAGACUCAUCUAGCUCGUCAUCUAGCUACAGCUCAUGGGUUAGCUAUCAGACCAGGUAGUCCUAAACCUGUGAUGAAAACACGAACAGCAUUCUGUCUGGUGACGACAGCCUUAACAAGAUUGUCUCGUAGACUGUGUAAAGAUUUAUUACGACCAAAACAUGCAGCAAGAUUGCCUUUUAUACCCAUUAAUAUUGCAGCCAUUAAACAAGAAUGUAAGUAG